Messenger RNA from Aphanomyces astaci, 1684 nucleotides. Its product is annotated as ATP-dependent protease HslVU, ATPase subunit. The transcript has 2 exons. Gene Ontology annotation, molecular function: peptidase activity; ATP hydrolysis activity; ATP binding. The record is from RefSeq and is a predicted model, not a curated record. Lineage: Eukaryota; Oomycota; Saprolegniomycetes; Saprolegniales; Verrucalvaceae. Gene Ontology annotation, cellular component: HslUV protease complex. Bases 145 to 1614 code for a protein of 489 amino acids.
GAUACGUGUAUUUUUACGUGAAAAUCCAAUCCUAAACUUGGAGUUAAACCCACAGUUGAACCCACCCAUUUCUCCUCCGGCUCGUAUCCGGACAAUCCCGCCGAACCGCAGAAGAAGAGCCGCGAACGACAAACGAGAGAAGAGAUGCUGCGCCAGACACUUCGAAAGCAUGUUGGACAUGUGGGCACUCGCCGCGUAUUCAGUUCGAUUGGGUUGAGUCAGCCAGAGGUGGAGACCGCGGUCCCCGUCGUCAACCUUGUAGUUGAGGAGACCGCCGUGGACAGUGACGAAUUGGGGCGCAAGCUGAAGCCCAAAGAAGUUGUAGACCAGCUGAACAAGUACAUUGUGGGGCAGAACGACGCGAAGAAGGCCGUCGCCGUGGCACUGCGCAACCGAUGGCGCCGCCAACAGCUGCCGGACGACUUGCGUCCUGAAGUGAGUCCCAAGAACAUUCUCAUGAUCGGGCCCACGGGGUGCGGCAAGACGGAGAUCGCGCGUCGCCUGGCCAAGUUGGCGCAAGCUCCGUUUGUCAAGGUGGAAGCGACCAAAUUCACGGAAGUGGGGUUCCAUGGUCGCGACGUGGACCAGAUCAUCAAGGACUUGUUGGAGAACUCGAUCCAGUUGGUGAAGAAGCAUCGCAUGGAGCGCGUGCGGAAGGACAUCGCGGGGGUCGUGGAGCAGCGCAUCAUCGAUGCGUUGGCGGGACAGCACACGGGGGCGCAGUCUCGUCAGACGUUUCUGCAUCUGCUUCGGUCGGGGGAGCUAGACGAGCGCAUGAUCACGGUGGACGUGCGCAGCUCGGGCAACGCGGGCAACAUUGGGUCCAUCUCGAUCGACCCGUCCGGCAAAGUGAACUCGAACUCGUCGACCGUGAAUGACCUCAUGAAGGUGAUUUCUGGCGGGAAAAAGUUGGAGAAGAAGCAACUGAGUGUGGCGGACGCGCGGCCGAUCCUCGAAGAGAUGGAGCUCGAAAACGCCAUCGACAUGGGCGACGUGAUCAAGGAAGCGAUCACCGAAGCGGAAGAGAACGGCAUUGUGUUUAUCGACGAGAUCGACAAGAUUUGCUCGUCGGGGGCGUACCGCGGCGCCGACGCGAGCGACGAAGGCGUCCAGCGGGACCUUUUGCCGCUCAUCGAAGGCAGCACCAUCUCCACCAAGCACGGGAACGUGAACACGGACCACAUCCUGUUCAUCGGGUCUGGCGCGUUCCACUCUGUGAAGCCAUCCAACUUGCUGGCGGAACUGCAAGGUCGGCUGCCUAUCCGCGUCGAGCUCAAGGCACUUACGGAGAACGACCUGUGGCGCAUCCUCACGGAGCCCGUGGCCAACUUGAUCAUGCAGCAAAAGGCGCUGCUGGCGACGGAGCAAGUGAACUUGACCUUUGACGACGACGCGAUCAAGGAGGUGGCGCGCGUGGCGUACGAAAUCAACCACACGGUGGAGAACAUUGGUGCCCGCCGGCUGCACACGGUGCUCGAGAAGGUCGUGGAGGACAUCUCGUUCGAAGCGUCCGACUACCCCGACGGCCACGUGCUCACGAUCACCAAGGAGAUUGUGCACGACCGGAUUGGUGCCAUGCUCAAGAAGUCGGACCUGUCCAAGUAUAUCUUGUAAUAAGCGCGGAUAAUAGCUUUUGUCGGAUAUAAUACAUACAUUCCGUGACGGUUACAUCGUGAACCUGUGA